UCGAGCGGACUCUUUCGCGCGGAUGACAGCUGGACGUUUUCGCCGCGAGGUUGACAGUGAAAUCCUCGAGCUCAGUUGAGCUGGGAAGAGACGAGUCGUCUCUCGCGUCGCCGAGAGUUCGAGACACGCCGUCGGUGAUAUCCGGCGAGAACUACUGCGUGAAUCGGGUAGUGAUCAGUAGUGAUGCCGUGAUGGGCUGCAGCUCGAGAUCGUUCUUCCUGACCACGCUUCUGCUCGUGGUUGGAUUACUCUCUAUCGCGUUGUUCGCCCAAAUAUCUGACGCGACACGUUUAAGACAACGGCCUGGACCUACGGAUUCUCCAAGAGGAGGUUCCGUGAACGAGGCUGGCGUUUUUGCGUUACGAGGUAGGCAGGAAGGUAGUCGGCGCUCUAGGAAGACUACCACUAGCACAACGAGCACAACGACACCCAGCUCGACAGUGAUAUCUCUGCCUGACGAAGUGGCCCAGCCCGCUGCUCUUUUGGCCCCCGAGGAGGAAUCAUGGUCUACCAGUUCCUCCACCACGACCAAUGUUCCGCUAUCCUCGGACGUAGCCGACACGUCGUCCAAUCCGCCUCUGGAGCUUGUGGUGAAGCCUCAUAGUAAAGUCAUUUUGCCCUGCGAACUGGAAGGAAAUUACUCGAGAUUAUUGCUGCCAGGAGCGAGAAGUUACAGAAUACGACCGGCGACGUGGCUGCACGAGGAUAACCCGGUGGACAUGAUCACAAUAGAUACGAGAACAGAAAUGAGCGGAACCGGGCAUCGAUACAUCGGCGACUCCACGACCGCGGCGUUGCACAUAGACAACGUCAGAUUAGAGGACGACGGUGUAUGGAGCUGCACGUUAGAGAACGACCGAGGGAAGAUCCUCUUCGGCAGACCGGUGAAGCUGGUCGUACUCGAGGCACCUCGUGGGACGUAUCUGCUGAUAGAUGGCCGCCGGCUGGAUCCCGGAAACCAGUUUGUGCCGGUGAAGGAGGGCUCGGAGCUCACUCUCGAGUGCGCGGCCGAGGGUGGAAACCCGCCGCCAGUCUUGGCGUGGGGCAUGACCUUGUCUCAGGCCACUUUAGACGGGCCGGAACAACCGCCGGACAACCUCACCGUGUUGCCCUCAACAUCCGGCGGACGCAGCGGGGCUCACCUUAAGGUCCUCAGAGGACAUCACAAUGCUACCAUCGUCUGUGUCGCGCGUCACAUCACGCUCGUCAUACCGAUGAACGCCAGUAUCCUGCUCGACGUCCAAUAUACUCCAUCGUUUGCGAUAACGCGUUUACCUGGUUUUGGAAUUCCGAUCGUCGAGGGGAUGUCUGUCAGCCUGAAAUGCGAGGUAGACAGCAAUCCAGCCAGCACUCCAAUUUGGCAGCGCGACAAUGGACCGCCCCCCGUAGAGCAGAGCGAUGACGGAUGGUUGAACUUCACAAAAAUCACUCGGGCCGAGAGCGGCUGGUACAAGUGCUACACGCGGCAUAUGCUCGGCAUUUUCACCAGCAUCGGAUAUUUUCUCAAUGUUCGCUAUGAUCCAGAUAUGGAGACCGAGGCGGAAGCGCUGAACGGCGAGGCGACCGAUUCCCGAAGGAUGGAAGUGCAGAUCGGCGGCGCGGUGACCCUCGAGUGCGACGGCGGUUGUUGGGGCCACGGACCGGGAAUGGAUCCGGUAGGUGGGCCCGGACCUCUCGCCCUGAGCCGAGUGGUGUACCAGGAGGCUGGGGAAUAUCGAUGCGUCGCGCCCGAUCGGAAAAUGCAGGACACGUGGCGGGCUCAGUUACCUUACCGCAUCAAGAUUACCGGACGACCCAUGGUUCACCCACUAAGUCAGAGUGUGACGGCAAACGAGGGUGAGCCGUUGGACAUUAUCGUCGAGUUCUGCGCUGAGCCGAGUUACACGAAGGUUCUCUGGAUAUCGGAGGAGCGCGUGUACACACCGGAUGCACCCUCUCAUGACGGGGUCCAAGCUCUCGCAAUCGAGGACGGCGGCACGAAAUCGUGUUACAGGACGACAUUGCGUUUUGAGACGAUUCAGUGGUCUCACGCGGGAGAGUGGCUAGUGCUGGUCCGUUCGCCGGAAGGGAUCGCCGACGCUUCCGUUCGGCUCAAUGUGACGCGCGCUUCCGGAUACAGCCGUGCCCACGUCCGGUCAGUGAGUGUCACGUACCUUCUGCUCUGCCUGAUCCUGCAGGCAUUCCUGCAGCAACAUCGUCGCUGAAGCGAUACGCUGACGAUCCAGGCGGAAAGAAACCUCGGCGAAACUUCUGACGACGCGGAAAGCACGGAUGGUCGGUUUUCCCAAAAUGACGAAGGAAAGCGGCAAGUUUCUCUGUACAUAAUAUUGAAAAUUCUCUUUUUCGACGAAUAUCUCCCCGCGCGAUUCACGCGUUGACGAGACGCGCAUUUGUCCAACAUGCUACGACUUAUGUAUAUCUUUAUGUAUCGCGAAUACAAUAGAAAUUCGAUGAAGUCGUUCCGCUGACACACGCCUUCGGCGCGAGUUACUUACGGCCUUCGUGUUCCUCGGAUCAUGUAGCGAAUUCUCUUGUUCUAUUUGGACGAUUCUAGAUGACGCAUUUACACAAAUGUUUACGAUUUGCGAAGAGAAGCGCGGCCGUCGUCGUACGAAACCUUUAAGCAAGCUUGCGUUCUGUAUGAACGAGUGCAAAACCCAUGCGAUCGAGAAAUGAUUAAAAAAAAAGAAAAA
This is a messenger RNA of Cataglyphis hispanica, 2693 nucleotides long. It is a transcript of the gene tei, whose product is annotated as hemicentin-2. The coding region runs from base 192 to 2204 and encodes 670 amino acids. Gene Ontology annotation, cellular component: cell-cell junction. The record is from RefSeq and is a predicted model, not a curated record. The transcript has 10 exons. Gene Ontology annotation, biological process: cell-cell adhesion. Gene Ontology annotation, molecular function: cell adhesion molecule binding. Lineage: Eukaryota; Metazoa; Arthropoda; Insecta; Hymenoptera; Formicidae.